AUGAGUUUGCUCUCAUCUACGGAUGAUCUUGUAAAACAAUAUGCCAAAAAGUUGAAAAGAGACAAAGAUGUUGAGAAAACUUUAAAACUUUUAUCUACAACGACUGUUUCAUUGGAUGUUUUGAGAAAACACAAUAUCAAAAAUCUGGUGAGAAAGUAAGUUUUGCCAAAAUUAGUUUUAAAAAUAGAUGAUUGGUUUUUAUUUUCCAGAUAUUUGAAGGAUCGUAAUUUUAAUAUUAGAUAUCACGCCAUAAAAGUGAAAAAUAUUCUGAAAAAACUGAAAGAGGAAGAGUAAGUGUUACUUUUCAAUUCAUAUUCCUACGAAAAAAUAUAUGUUUAAGAGAAACAAAUGACAAAGAUUUUGAGCUAUAUUGCAAGAUAAAAUCAGACCAAGAAGAUUUGGGAUUGGAGUUGAGCUCGGAAGAUGAGGAAGAAAUACAAGAGGAGCAUGUAGAAAAGAACCGCAGACGAGAGAAUGAGCCGCCAAUAAUUCCAGCGGUAAUUUGAAAAAAAUUGAUUCGGGCUUAAUCAAGAAAACAAAUUAUAGAAAAAAGUGCCAAUUUUUUGCGACAUGUUUGAAGCGAAUGGUAAACCAAAGGGAAAUGCUGAAAGAAAACGUUUGGAUGAAAUCAAACCGAAAAACCCUGAUGCCAUGACAGCUCCUUCAUCACAAAAAAAUCAGAAAAAUAACAAAGAUGGCGCGAAGAAAGAAACCGAGCAACAGGUUAUACAUAAUCCCAAAAUUGAGAAAUGUAUGUUUUUUUGAAAAUGAUAAAUUCAAAAAUCGAAAAAAAAUUUCAGUCGAUGAGGAGCAAAUGUUCAAGCCUAGAAAAGAUAUCCAAAAAGUAUUCGCGGGAAGAAAAAAGACUGUCGAAGAGAUUUCUUCUCCUGAAAAAUUAGAUAACAGCUCUAUGAUGCGCAAUCCAAAUAAAUGUGAGUUUGAAAAAAAUCAUGUUUCUACCACAAUUUUCCUGACUCGAUCAAUAAUUUCCUUUUACCAAAUAUAUUAGUUUGAAUAUACGUCUCCUUCCUCUCACUAAUUCUUUCUAUAUUUUCGACACUAUCUCACCUACUUUACUUCUCUAACAUUGUGUCCCCCUCUUUUCUUCAUGGUUCCAAUUAUUUUAUUUUAAAAUAACUUAAAGAUUUCCUUAUUAUUUUUUCCUAUUUUCAUCCGUUUUCGCGAGUAGGUUAGGUUUAGGUUUUAUACUCGAGCAAAGAGGCAUCACUGAUGAGACCUACCUCUUUACCGUCUGAUGUAAGCUUAACACGGCUCUUCUGCAUCUUUCAAUUUAAUUCAUUUCUUUUCCUAUUUCUUAUUUAGUUAAUUUUUUUGAAAAAAAUAACUGUUUUCCAAAGUCAAUAAUUUAUAACACCCGGCGUUAUUUCUAAACGGAGUCCUUGUUGCUUUAUCAAAAUUCAUAUGAUCUGUUUCAGUGGUUCGCUGUUGCAGUGAUGCUCCAUCCAACCUUAUUCGACCUGCUUCUGAUAGUUUGAGCAAUGAAAACAAAAUAUCUUUGAUCAAACAAAACCCAAAGAACGAGGAAAACGAUAGUGUCUUUGAGAAGAUGACAAAGCAAAGUUUUCCACACGUUGAGCAUCUUCCGAAAGAGUUUUCCCAUUGGCGUGAAUACUUUGCGAAAUUGAAAAAAGAGAAACAAGAAGAGGAGAAUGCAAAAUUGGCAAAGUUGACUCAAAAAAUUGCAAAUAAAGCGUAUGAGCGUUCUGAUAAUAAAAGAAAAACGGUCAGUUUCUCAUUGAAAUCAUCAAAAAUACCAAUCUUUAUAAUUUAUAGAAACUAAUCGACGAAACUCAUUUUUCAAAAUUUGGUCGUCAAAAACAAUCAAAACCUAUCAUGUCGUCUCCUCUCAAAAUAAUGCCUUCUGCAAAAACGGUCUCUGAAGCUAGAAAAGCUGUUGGAGGAGGAGAUAGUUCCAAACUCAAAGCGUUACAACCAGCCGUCAUUGGCAAAUCUUUGAACUUUGGAGCUUCAAAAUCGAAAUUUACCUCAACAUCUGGUAAAAGCAAAACAGUUGCACCACUCAUGGCUAAAUGCAUGAAAAUGGCUGGUCGUACCAAGUUGAAAUAA
Messenger RNA from Caenorhabditis angaria, 2088 nucleotides. Lineage: Eukaryota; Metazoa; Nematoda; Chromadorea; Rhabditida; Rhabditidae. The record is from the annotation of a GenBank genome assembly.